AUGGCUCACCCCGAGGAUGGCAGAGAUGAUGCAAAGGAAUGGGAGCUUCCAGCAAAGAUGAUAGCUAGCAUGGAGACGGGCAACAGGUCCUCGUCAAAUGAAAAGCCCACGACUGCUCUUGCGUCUCUCAAAAGGAAGAACAGAGAUCAUGGCACAGAUUUGUCUAUGGAUAUGGUUAAGACGAAGCGUCAAUGUCAAGAUCGCCUACAGGUCCUCGUGGAGAAGCGAGCGAGGAAGAAUGCCGAGGCACUCCACGAAGUGCAGAAAGUCCAACAGACCUGA
Messenger RNA from Fusarium musae, 282 nucleotides. RefSeq lists its product as uncharacterized. The record is from RefSeq and is a predicted model, not a curated record. The transcript is spliced from 2 exons. Bases 1 to 282 code for a protein of 93 amino acids. NCBI's taxonomy places the organism in Eukaryota, Fungi, Ascomycota, Sordariomycetes, Hypocreales, Nectriaceae.